Messenger RNA from Melitaea cinxia (Glanville fritillary), 5607 nucleotides. RefSeq lists its product as uncharacterized. The transcript has 8 exons. The annotation marks the transcript as partial. The record is from RefSeq and is a predicted model, not a curated record. Lineage: Eukaryota; Metazoa; Arthropoda; Insecta; Lepidoptera; Nymphalidae.
AUGGACGAUACUCAAGCGUCCUUGAAGGCGUCGGAGGCGGCGGCUGCGACAAGAAAACGCAGAUCGUCAAUAUUGAAAAGCCAGAGACCUCCUCGGACACCAUUCUCAGAACUGGAGUUCAACGUGGCCACCCCCACGGACACUGUAAAAAGCCGGCGCGUCAGCUUCUCACGGCGAACUGGUGUAGCUGAGUUUAUAACGAAUGAAGCAACGACAACGUGGAAGAAUUUUUAUGAAGAGCAAAAUAAAUCUUUAGAAUCGUCAGGUAAUGAAUCAGCAGCGAAUGCACGACCAGCCAGCAUAGGACAUAUAGGAAAAAGCAUAUUCGAUCAACAGUUUGAAGAAGUAGAGUAUGUAGACAUCGGAGGCGCGUUGCAAACUAACUCAGCGGUUCAAGAAUUUCAGACCUCACUAAAUAAUAUUAAUUUAACCCAACAAUUUGCAGCACUGGAAACCACAGGUGACGAUAGAAAACUUCGUCCCCCUACUCAAAAUUUUGAUUUGAGUCCCCUAACUGAUCAUAAUAGCAAAGUGUUCGGAGAUGAACUUAGUAUUCCAGUAAUGACAGAAACGUCGAAUCCCAUUAGCAUCAAUUUUUCAAACCUCCAACCAUUGAGUUCUAAUAGUAAGUGUGAUGAUUUAGAUGAGAUUCAAAGAGAUUUGGAACGAUCGAAUCAAUCAAACGUCGUUUGUCCAGGUCCGUUUACUGAAAGAGAUUUGUCUGAAUACAUUGAGAUAGAUCUUAAUAUGACCAACGUUGGCGUGAGGAGUGAUGACUGUGACAUGUCUAUAACAGAUACGAUUCAAAGUCCUAAAGUUCAAGAAGUUGUUAAAAGCAAUAUGUCUAUGGUUAGAGAUAAAAAAUUAACUGUAAAUGAUGAUUGGGUGGUAGAUAAGGAGAAUAUAGCAAUUAAUCCUUACGCAACCCCGAAAGAAUCUUUAAAUUUUGCAGUUAACGAAGCUUCAGAUGAGGUGCUCGUGUUUGAUGGAAAGAAAUUAACUGUACAGUUGGAGAAUAAAGCUUUUAAUGAUGAUUUAGAUAAUCUAAAUGUUUCAAAUAAAAUUCCAUCAGCUUCUAAAAUUCCAGACGCGACUCCAAAGAGGAAAACAAUUGUACUAAAUACUGAUGAUGAUUUACCAAAUUUUAUUCCGGUUAGGUCUUUGAUAGGAAAUCAAAGUAACAAUGUUCUCAAAGAUGUAGCUGAAGCUAAAAAUUCUGUUAUAUAUAACGAUUUUGAUUUAUCUUUGACACAGGCUGUUGAUAAUGAAGUAGUUGGUGUUUCUAUACCUAAAAGGCAAACAAUUGUCUUCAAUGAUGACGCAGGGGACAUUUCUUUAACUCAAGCAAUACCAUCUAAAGUUAUAAUCGAGAAAGAAGAAAUGAGAAAAACUAUACUGUAUGAUAAUGAAUUACCGAACAUAUCAAUGACCCAAGCCUUGCCUUCGAAUAUAAUAAGUGCCAAUAAAAGUGUGCUCGAAAAACGAAAAACUAUUGUAUUCGAGGAUGGUGAUAUAUCUAUUACACGAGCUUUACCUACAAACUUAAUACUCGAAGAAAAUAAAAAACCCUCGCAAAAUAAUACAGUUUAUUUUCAAGAUGGUUUGGAUAUAUCAGUCACGCAAGCGAUUCCGCAAAAUAUAAUUGCUGCAAACUUAGAAAAUAUAGAAUCUGUUAAAAAUGAUAUAACUAAUCUUUCAAUGACUCAGGCUCUUCCUUCUAAUAUUCUAUUGAACGAAACUAAAAAUAAUGUUCAAAAGACGGUAAUUUAUGAUCAAGAUGAGGAAAUAGACAUGACGCAAGCAGUACCUGAUAAUGCUAUUAUAUCGAAUAAAAAUAAUUCUGAGAAAAGAAAAACAAUUGUCUAUGAACAAGAUGCAGGAAAUAUAUCUAUAACGCAAGUUAUUCCUACAAAUAUUUUAUUUGACAUUAAAAAAAAAGUUUCAAAUACCAGUGCGUCCAUUAUUACCGGAAAUUCCAUGAAUAAAUCUCUAUUUAAUUGUGAAAAUAAUUUUGAAUCUGAUAAAGUACAAAAAAACGAGGAAGGCUUAAGAGAAAAUAAAACAAUAAAUGAUGUUGAUGCUGACGUUUCUUUUACCAAAGUUAUAUCUACUAAUAUUUUACAAUCUCCAGAAGGAGAAAGCAAAAUAGAGAUUACGUCUUGCGAUACUGACAUAUCUAUGACUCGUGCUCUACCUACAAAUAUACUAUUAUCGGCUGAAGAACAAAAUAAGAAUGAAAUAUUUGAACCAAUCAAUAAAACCAAUACAACUAUACUUGUUGAGGAUGCAAAUAAAACUGAAAUCAAAGAUGUUUCAAACACAAUUGGUAAUAUAACGAAAUUCUACCAAGAAUCCAAAUUAUAUGCCAAUGAUGUGAGCAAUUUAUCUCUUACUAAGCCAAUACCAGCAGAAAUAUUAAUCGUUCAAAAUGAAAUGUCUAAGCGUAAAAUGGAUGUGAGCGAAAGUUUGUUCAAGGCUACUUCUAAUAUAUCUACUGUUAAUCAAGAUAUUAUUGUUUAUCAAACCGCAGAAUUGAAUGUAACGAAAUCAAAUGAUAUCAAUAAAAGUUAUACUAAAGUAGAAGAUGUAAAAUGUUCUAACAUUUCUUUAGAACAAAAUAAUGGGUCAGUAAAACACGAUCUUAGUGAUAAUUUGAAUGGAAAUGUCUCAAUAAAAGAAUCAAAUGAUUUUAAUAACAGUAAUAAAAACCAAAAUGGACACGAAGACGAUUUACAAAGAGAAUGCGUUAGUGAAAUGGAAUUAUUGUCAGUGUCUACUCAUAAGUCGGCAGAUGCUCAUACUAAACAAAGUAAUAAACCGAAAAAGUCUAUACUCAACGAACUUUUAGAUAUGUCUUGCUCUUCUUUAGAUGACGUGAAUGAAAGAUCUCCUUCAGAUAAUAUUGAAGUUAAUAACAGUGAAUUGAAAAUAAUAAAAGACAACAUUACUACUACUGUUGAAAAAGAAUCUAAUGAUAAUAAUACAAUCAACAAAAAGUUACCUAAAAUAUCAUACGAACUUGAAAAAGAAGAAUCAGAACAUGAAUUGUUACAGCUGAAGGUCGAUGAACUUAAACUAGCUGACGAAAACAAUAGAAAAUCUUUGAAUAGACAUUACGAGAAAGUAUUGAGUUCAGAUUUAAGGAAAAGCGGUAGUGUAUUAGACAAAUCUAACGCUAAUAAUGAUCAAAAUAUAUCGAGAGGCAAAAAAUCCUUUCACAACGCAGAUGACACGAAAGAACUGUUACAGAUGCUUUCAGAUAUCACUGAAAGUCAUAACGAGAAACAAGAAAAGAAUAACACAUUACCUCCGUCAGAUAUAAAAGCUUCGACAUCUUACGAAAAAAAGAGCGAAGCAACGCGUUUCAGCAUGAUUCCAAAGAGGCAAUCUAUAGCUCUUAGUCGUGAGGAAUUAUUGACUAAUAUUUCAAUGGCCCAAGCUGCAUUGCAACAGUCUCGUUUCGAAAUAGACGAGAGUGGAAGUAUAGAAGAUACUCGUGAUUCUUCGGAAGAUGAAGAAGAUUUUGAAACUACAGAAGCUCCAAGAAAAUCGGUUCGAAUGAGUACCGAUGUUGUUAAGACGUUACAGUUUGAGGAAGAGGACUCAACUCUUGAUGUCAGUAUGACAGCCGAUAUAAAAAGAUCGCCGUUGAAGAAAACUGUUUUUGGUGAUGUUUCAUACAUGACAGAAGAUAAAUCAAGAGUUAUACCGGCCUAUUUAAAGGAUGUCUCAGAUGGUGUUAAAGCUCUCAUGCAUGAUUUGGUUAAACCUAUGCCUGAUAUGAUGCCACAUGAAAAUGUUGAACUUAAUAACACAAAGAAAUCCCCAUCAACGUGCAGUACUCAGGUACAAGCGGACUUAAUAACGUCAAGUCAAAUAGAUAUUGACGUAGAAUUGCGAUCUACUCCAGAAUCAGUCGGUGAUAUUGAAUCUAAUCAAUCUAUAGUCACAGAGGUAGCAGCUAUAGGUAAUAAAGCUGUAACGCAUGCACUAAGACAAUCUAUCAAGUCUGUAUCACCUCAUACCGCUUUAGAAAUCGAGCAAAAGCCGACAAUGGAAACGAAAAUUAACACUCGACAGUCCAUACCCGGUCCUGUUAUAGUAUUUGAUCAUACUAACCCAUUAAAUAAUAUUCUUUUGACUCAAACUGCAUGCACUAAAGUUCAUAAAUAUGAUCCGCUAUCGUCUAAUGCAGAAGAAAAUGAGAAAUCGAUUACUGAAAAAAGUGAUGUAACAAAAGUUGAAGUGGAAAAUGUAUCCGUGCACUAUAAUGUUGAAAGUCAAAGUCUUAAUAGAUCUAGGAUUAGUGAAAAUAAAACAUUUGAUUCUAAAAGUAUUGAGUCUAAUAUCAGUAAGGCACUGUCUGUUGAUCGGUCCACUGAAGGAAUAGUAAGAGACGUCAAAGAUACAGAAGUUAAUACACUAAUCGCCAUGAAAGGUAAUCAAGACCUUUUAGAAUCAAAUUCUUCCUUAACUCUGGUUGAUGAUGCCCUAACUCACCCAGCGUUUGACGAAGAUUUCAGCGACAAUCACACAAAGACAAGGAAACGUAGUUACAGUCCUACAAAACAAGACAAGAAUAGACUGAGCAAGCCUGUUGAAGUGACUCCGAAACCACUUAAUAAGAUGCAAAAAAUAUCAAACAGUCCUCAAGUAAUGAACAGUAAAGAUCGGGAACAGUCAAAAUCCUCCAAAAUCGAAUCCAAGAUUGACCAAAAGUCUCCUAAUAUAUCGAAGUUUAGUCCAGAAAAAAGAUCGCCUAAAAAACGAAAUAGUACUAAACGAGUAGAAGUAAUAACAGUUCAACAACUAAUUACUGAAUGUUAUAAAGAUUCAGCGAUUGAUAAAAAAAUAGAUAAGCAUAUAUUACAAACUCUGAGAGAUGUUCCUUCUGAGAGUUUAGUCACAGAAACAUUGUCGCGAACGAUAGGUGCAAAAAGUGUAGACACAGUUAGUGAGAGUAGUGCGAAAGAGACAGAAGAUACGGGUAGUGAGGAGUCCCGAACUAUAUCAGCUGUAGGUAGCCAGAUAUCGCAAGAAAACUGGCAACCUCAAGUUAUCGACGAAUUGAGUUCGAAGAAUCUGUUAGCUGAAAGUAGUUCCAGUGCCAAUGUGGUCGCCAAAAUCAACAAAUUGUCUUUUAUGGGGAGUCGCGACUGUGAAUGGGAGUCGUCAGGUGGUGACGUGUGGGUGUUCCGUCUCUUGCGCACGCACUUGCGCCUCACCGUGCGUCUCGUGCACUCGCACCACAACUCGUCCAGAACGCGAGUGCGCGCAGACACCGCGUUGUCGGCGGUCUCCGUCGAGCCUGUACAGGAGGAGAAGGACCCCCUGGCGGAGCUGUGCGUGCGGCUGGCGGGCGAGGCGAUGCGCUACGAGUGUUCGCAGUGCGAGCGCGCGGGAGACGUGCCCGGCCUGCUGCGGCGCUGCGCGGCGGUCGGCCGCACGGCGCUGCUGUGGGCGCGCGCCAUGCGGGACGCGCGGCUGCGGCUGGCUUGUGCAGUGACGCCCGGCGGGGACGUCACGCUCAAGGUGGCGAACGUGCCGCUGCGCGCGGUGUGGGAGGUGCGGCUGCACGUGUCGCUGGCGGCGGGCGCGCGCGGCGCG